GAGGCCAACAGCUUCAUGGACGACCUGCUGCUUGAUGCGUCGCCGGGCUGGUGGCAAACCUACCACCCCGACAACGCCGACACGGCGCUGAUACCAUUGCAUAUUGCAGAGGAGUUUCUGGCGCUGCAAGCGGCGCAGCCGCUGCUGGAGCCGCAGCGCUGCAGCUUCGGGGUGCUGGCGGCGUUGCUUUCUGUGGCGCUCUGGGCCCUGAAGGCCAAUCAGUUGGAGGGCUUUCCCGACGGCCCUGUGGGGCGCAGACCCCCAGAGGUCCUGGUCUCUGGCAACGCCCAGCAAAUGGCGAAACUCUGGGAGGAGCGAACGCCGCAGUUCUUCUACGAUCUGCUCACCACCCGCUUUCGCAUCACCGAGAUUUUAGAGCAGCUGGCGGCCGUUUGGCCUCGCCCAGCUAUGAGUUCGCCCUCGCGGCCUGCGGCGAUCCCGGCCAAAGCUGCGCGGCGGGUGCUCUUCCUCGGGGGCGGCGACACCACCUACCAGUGGGGCUCCUUCACAGUGAGGGGACGGCAAGUCGCCAGGGGCUUCCGCCAGCAGGGCGUGGAUGCUCGCGCCUGGAACUCCCCCUGCGAGGCGUGGUGCCGGCGAGAGCCCGACGGCUGGGUUCCCACCAGCUUCGUGCACGUGAAGUACUUAUGUCUGUGCGCAGCCCUGGGCUGGCCGCGGGCGGCGCACAUCUAUGAUCCUGUGGACGACAUCUUUGGGAUGCCGAACAACGCGACGCUGAUCGACGCCGUCCUGGUGCAGACCGCCUUGGCUAAGAGCGACUUGGAGGAGCACCCGCCCCUGCGGCAGCUGCGUCACGUGGCGGUGCAUUGGCUGCCGCUUCACCACUCCAACUUCCACAACCUCCGCGUGGAUCCUUCGGAGCCCAUUAAUCGUGUGGGCGUCCACACCGUCCAUGCAGAUCAGGAGCUGGAAGGCUGGGUGAAUGAGGUGCUGGCAGGGGAGGGCCCUGGGGCGCCGCGCUUCGUGCACUUGGAUCCCAUGAAGCUCUUUGAGCCCAACGAGGGGAAGAUCACCACGCCACAGCACACCGACGCCUUGUACCAACAGCUGACUACGCUCCAGGUGGGGUUUGCCAAGCAGUCCGGUUGUCGCUCGGAGUGGUGGUCCUGCAGCCGCUGGAAGACCGGUCAGCGGCUGGUGAACAUGCUGAGUGUUGGCAUACCCACCAUCGUUUGGGGCGAUGCCCGCGGGCAUUUGGAUGUGCUGGAGGGGCUCUGGCCACCAGAUGAGGACACGGAGAGGGAGCAGAGAGAUCCAUCUUCCGUCCAGGACCCCCACUGCGGCCUAAAUGGGCGUGGAGGCCUUCCGGCCUGCUAUCCCAAGGAGAGUUGGUGCUCUCCUCCGACGAUGAGCUCCCAGCUGCCCUCAAGGCGCUGCUUCACAACGCCUCGCUGCGGGCGGAGGCAUCCAAGCAAGGCCUCAAGCUUGCGGAGAGGUUUGAGCUGCACAAGAUGGUGAAGCGGCUUGACGCCAUCCUCUUGGACAUCGAGGCUCGAAAAGCUCGGGCGCGCUGAGAGCGGCAAACGGAAAACAAGCGCCUUUCGCAUGGGGGGCGC
Effrenium voratum is the source of this 1577-nucleotide messenger RNA. The record is from the annotation of a GenBank genome assembly. NCBI's taxonomy places the organism in Eukaryota, Dinophyceae, Suessiales, Symbiodiniaceae.